This is a messenger RNA of Doryrhamphus excisus (bluestripe pipefish), 831 nucleotides long. The record is from RefSeq and is a predicted model, not a curated record. Lineage: Eukaryota; Metazoa; Chordata; Actinopteri; Syngnathiformes; Syngnathidae.
AUGGGGAAUAGCCCAUUCCAUGCCGCAUAUGGCUUCCAGCCACCAGCCUUUCCGUCCUCUGAACCAGACUCCACAGUUCCGUCAGUGGCCGCCCACCUCAGGCGGGCACGUGCGGCCUUGCGCAACACCCGGGCCGCCCUCGCAAGAACUUCAGAACAGAACCAACGGGUGGCCAACCGACAUCGCACACCGGCCCCCUGCUAUCAGGUGGGACAAGAGGUGUGGCUAUCCUCCCGUGACCUGCCCCUCGCUGUGGACUCUAGAAAGCUGGGCCCCAGGUUUGUCGGCCCCUAUCCCAUCACAAGAAUCAUCAACAGAGUCACCGUAAAGUUGUGCCUACCGGAUUCCAUGAAAUGUAACCCAGUUUUCCAUGUGUCCCGCAUCAAGCCUGUCACCUCCUGUCCUCUCAGCCUCUCCGAGGUACCUCCCCCUCCUCCCAGGCUGGUCGACGGUCACCCGGCAUUCACGGUCAAGGCCAUUUUGUAUGUGAGAAGAAGGGGCAGGGGUUUCCAGUUUCUGGUCGACUGGGAGGGUUACGGCCCAGAGGAGCGCUCUUGGGUCUCGAGGUCCCUCAUCCUCGACCCACAACUCCUCACUGAUGUUUACAAUCGUUUUCCUGAGAAGCCAGUGUACCGCCCUCCUGGAACCAGGACAGCUGGACGCACCUGUUCCUCAUUAGACCUGGCCCCUACUCAAGCUGAGUGGUGGCAGCUGGGAAUCGCUGGAUCUUUGCGCUCCGUCCUGACGUCCCUGCACGCCACGCUCUCGCUGCCUGAAAUCCUCCUUUCGUCCAGCUGUUCCUGUCUCCCUAGUUUGAGUACUCUUGUUUAG